Molecule: messenger RNA, 6190 nt
Organism: Drosophila eugracilis
Lineage: Eukaryota; Metazoa; Arthropoda; Insecta; Diptera; Drosophilidae
Product: phospholipid-transporting ATPase ABCA3
Biological process (GO): lipid transport; transmembrane transport
Cellular component (GO): membrane; intracellular membrane-bounded organelle
Molecular function (GO): ATP hydrolysis activity; ATP binding; lipid carrier activity
Source: RefSeq, a predicted model, not a curated record
UAUAAUAUUUUCUGAAUCAAACACUAAAUUCACGGGAUCCCAAAGGCAUUUUGGUUGGGUAAUGAGCCGUAACCUUACAUGUUGUCAAAAAUAUAGGCUACUACUAUGGAAGGACCUGAAAUUACAGUUUGGAAAUGUUGCAGAAUUCCUUAUGAUUAUUUUAUUUGCUGCCCUAAUGCCGAUCAUCUUUACCCUUGGCACAAUGUUGGCAAAAUCAAUGUUUCCCAAAGAAAAAGAAAUGGAAAAAGUUUAUGGACCGAGAAGUGUUACCACAAGAGUCUUUGAGGAAUUGUAUUACUUUCCUUAUAAUGGGUUACUUGAUCAAUUGAUUGCUCAACUCGCCAAUGUCUCCGACAUUUAUAUCUUCGAAAGUUAUGACACUAGAACUGAAUUAUUUUUGAAUUUGAAAAGAGAUAAAAGUGCAUUGGGGAUUGCGUUUCCAUAUGAUUGGUAUAGUAUAACGACUAUGCCGGAGCACAUCAAUUUCACCUUAUAUAUGCCAUUAUCUAUAAAAAGCAGUAGUUUCAAUUAUUUUGAAUCAGGUUUUCUAUUAAUGCAAGAGCGUUUAUCGCAAAUAUUCAUUGGCUUUAAGGACUCCCGACAUAAGAAUAUGAGCACAUUGCGGAUGAAACAUUUUCCUUAUCCCAGAUAUACGCCAAAUCCCUAUUCGGAGUCUGCAAAGUACAUGACCUACAUGACUUUAUUAUCCUUCCUUCUGCCCUGCAUGACAACGGUUAAGUACAUUGUUGACGAAAAAGAAAACCAACAAAAGGCUAUUUUGAAAACAAUGGGUUUUAAGAACUGGAUCCAUUGGCUCGCGUGGUAUACGAAAUCUAUGUUUAUCAUGUUGCUCUGCGUGGCAAUUGUGAUAUUUAUUUAUUCUACUGGAACGGUGUAUGAAUUCAGUAACUUGGUUUGCUUGGUCGUCAUAUUUCUCGUCUAUAUUCACUCACUCGUAUUCUUUAUAUUCCUGGUAAGCUCAUUCUGCUUCGACAGCUUCUGGGCCGUCGUCUAUGUCUUUUUGCUCUACGUAGCCACGACCAUUCCCUUCGCUGUUGUGGGUACGGAUAAUUCUAGUAUUGCCUGUCAAAUCGCAGCCUGUUUCGGUCUAAACUCUGCUCUGUUCUAUAUUUUGGAUUCCGUGGCCACAAUGGAGAUGCAGUCGGUGGGUGUUCAAUGGUAUACUAUCGCUCAUACGGCAUCCGGUAGCCAUAGGUUAAGCAUCGCUGGCUACAUGAGCAUCAUGUUCUUUAUAAGCUGGAUUGAACUAUUGUUUUGCCUUUAUAUCGAAGAAGUGCGUGGUGUAUUUGGAGUGCCCGAGUUAUGGUACUAUCCAUUUCAGAAGAAAUACUGGCUUCGUAAACGUGUUUUACAAUCAAUUUUUAUACCGGAACCGCAUUUGCCGGCUUCAGAAACACAUCAUAGGAAAUCUCAUUACUCAAUGUCAUCAUCAUUUUUUUAUGAUAAUCGAAGCGAAACAAGUAUUCAGGCAGGUGUAAGAAACAAAGUUGGCGUGGAGUUGAUAAAUCUUACCAAGAUGAUUGGACAACGCCAGAUAGUGUCUAAUUUAACCUUAAAUCUGUACGAAAAUGAGAUCACUACCCUGCUGGGACAGCCAGGUUCUGGGAAGACCACCACCAUACUUCUGCUUUGUGGUAUCUUGAAACCCACUUACGGAACAGCUUUUAUUAAUGGCUUUCAAAUUGCUAAACAAGCAAAACAAGCGAAAAGCUGUUUGGGCAUCUGCCUGAAGCAGAGUGCCAUUUUCAAGGGAAUGAGCGUAAAGGAUCACCUCUACUUUUUCAGUCGCAUAAAGGGCUACGGAAAAGAUGAAGCUGAACUGGAAUCAGAAAUUUACAUUACCAACCUUAAGUUGGCUGAGUUCAGAAAUAUCGAUGCCAAAAAUCUUUCCGUUAGUAACCAGCGGUGUUUGUCACUGGCCUGUGCCCUUUGCGGUGGCUCCAAGGUUGUCCUCUGCGACGAACCAACCACCGGUUUGGACACAACUGCGCGUCAUGAUCUUUGGCGUUUGUUGCAAAAGGAGAAACAGGGUCGUACCAUCUUGUUUACCACCCAACAUAUGGAGGAGAGCGAGAUUAUAGGCGACCGCAUUGCUGUCAUUAAUGAUGGAGAGCUACGAAGUUAUGGCACUCUUGGCUUCCUUAAGUAUAUGCAUAAUACAAGUUACACACUCUCCUGCGAGAUGACACAGAAUGUCUCACAUUGUGAGCUGACAGAGUUGAUAACUAGAUUUGUAUCUUCAGCCAAACCUGUCGUGCGGGGACAUGAUGUCAACUACAAACUGCCAAGAGAUGAGACUCACAAGUUUUCGGAAAUGUUCCGGGAAUUGGAGAGCAAUAAAAAGAUCCUGGGUGUCCGAAGUUUUGGCUUAACUGAUUCCAGCCUGGAGGAGAUCUUUAUCGCUAAAGAAAUUAUACCACGCCUCAGGGGUGGUACUGUGCCAGAAGAUAAUGAAAAGGCUGAUUUUUCAGUCCAAACUGACUCAUCAAAAUUGAAAGGUCAGAGACCAAAAUAUCAAGAGCAAGAGCCAGAACCGAAAUCAAUUAUAAAAAAAGAAAAUUCUGAGACAUUACUUCCGCCUCCACCGAAGACAAGGACGCCAAAAAUUGCACCACAGGAAGUAUGGACGCCUGAGGAAAGAAAAAAACCAACCGUUUCGGCCCAAUUUCGGGCCAUGUUAAUAAAAAAGGCUUUUUAUACUGUCUCUAAAUUACCCAUAUUUCUUAUAAUACUGAUCAUACCAAUUAUAUUCAUUAUUAUAGCCCUUAUCUCUGAUCCCUAUAGUAAAGAUCUGAGAGCCAAUGACCUACAAACUGUAUUACCACUGUCUUUGGAAUAUUAUAACUAUGAGGAUAUUAUCAUCUUACUUGAUGUCGACAAUAAGCUGGGUACAAAAUAUGCAGAAGCCUAUAAGAAAUUAAUCAAAGCGCCUGCAACAAUUCAAAAGGUCGAUUCGGUUUUUUCCUAUUUAUUCAGAGCCACACCAUUGAUAAGGCGUGAUAUAAAUCGUAAAUAUGUUUGUGGUGUUUCGUUUAAAGAUUCCUCGGCUAUCACAGUCUGGUAUAAUAGCAAAGCCUUUGCGCACUCGGCACCCAUUGCUAUGAAUCUGGUUUAUAAUGCCCUAGGAAAGGUGAAGCUUGGAAAUCAUUUUGAAAUUAUUGUUAACAGAGGUCAACUAGAUCAUUUCACUGAGAGAAAUAAGAACUCGAUUAAAGUGAGGAAAAAAAGACAGGAUGAUCCGGAUGAUCCUGAUUAUUCCGAUUAUGAAGACUUUGAAACCCAACCAAAUGAUGAUUAUGUGCUUCUUCCUCAAUUAAUUACCCCUAUUCCUGGCCAUCCUCAUGUUGAAUCAGGUAAUAAUGACGUUAAACUUGCUCCUGAGAUGUCCCUUGCAGAAGCAUCCUCAACCUUCUUUAAUGAUAAGGCCGUUAGAAAGAGAUUCCUUGGUUUGAUUAUAUUAAUAACCGCUUAUAUAGCUCUUGCACUAAGCAUUUUUUCUUUGCUCGUAACGCAGGAGCGUGUCCACAAAAUGAAAGUGUAUCAGGAAAUACAAGGAUUGAAACCAUUCUACUACUGGCUAACUCACUUUCUUUAUGACUUAGCCGUUUUUUUCAUAUUUAUGGUGGCUCUCACCUUUGCCAUACUACGAGUCACAUUUUGGCAUCAAUCUUUAAUUAUACUUAUACUUUUUGGCGUUGCUUGCUUGCCAUUCGUCUAUCUAUGUACUUUGAUGUUCAGUAAGCCAGCUUCUGCUUUCGUUUGGAUCUUUAUAAUUCUACUGAUUACGGGUGGAUUACUUUUUUCCAUUUGGUUAUCAUUUAACGUGAUGGUGGUGGGCGGUGUAAGGGCUAUAUUUGUGAUUUUUCCCAUGUACGUCGGAACAUCUGGGCUACUCAAAUGUAUGUCAACGCCUGAGUAUUGCAGUCGUGAGGUACUUCCACCGAUCGAUGAUAUUGAUUGCUGGUUUGGAACUAACAAUGUAUUCUGCUCAUGCAAACCGAUCAAUAAUUGGGUUGAGCCCUGGCUCCUGCUGAUCCAUGGCUUUAUUUGGUUCUUUUUUCUUUCUAUUUCAGAUUACAGCGUUGAAAUUGUCAAUUUUCUACAUCCCAAAGAAUCAAACAGAAACUAUGAAUUGUCCGAUAAGCACAAAAAAGUGCUCGAUGAAGAAAGAAGAGUGGGUCAAAUUUCAAAGCUUGAUUAUGAUGAAUAUCCUUUAAUAGUAGAUCAGAUUUAUAAGCAAUUUUGUUGCAACCAAGCUGUCCAAUUAGUAUCAUUCUUGGUGAAGCCAGGCGAAUGUUUUGGCCUUUUGGGACCCAAAGGAUCUGGAAAGACAUCUAUUUAUCGUAUGAUUGUGGGCGACACCAGUAUGACAGGCGGUAAUAUCUACGUGAAUGGAAUAAGUGUGAGGGAUAACAGGGUCGCCGCCAAAAAGAUUAUUGGCUACUGUUCGCAGAACGACACAUUACACGAUUUCCUAACCGGUCGUCAAGUGCUCACCAUUUAUUGCCUACUCCGUGGCGUUCCCAAAGAAGAGAUCCGAUUUUUCACCGAGCUGAUUGCCACAAACUUCGCUUUCAGGGAUCUACUUGACCAGAAAAUCGAGACAUAUAGUGGCGGGACCAGGAGAAAACUUUGCCUGGCACUCGCUGUCUCUGAAGGGACGCUUAUUUGUCUCGAUGAGGCCAAUAAUAGUGUCGAUUCAGAUACUCGCAAUUUUCUUUCACAAAAGUUGGGGCAUGUUAACAAUAGUGGAAGGGCAAUAGUUGUGACUACCAAUGACUUAGAAGAAGCGAGUGUCCUAUGUACGAGGGUCGGUGUGUUGUUCUCCGGCGAAUUAAAAUACCUUGGAUCAUUGCAACAUGUGCGAUCUGAAAUUUCUAAUAUCAUUGUACUUAAGGUUAAGAUCAAUUUAAAGUCGAAUAACCAAAAGGAGGAAGUGAAAAGGUUCAGAGCUGACAUGAAGGAACUUUUUCCAUCGGCAACCUUAAUGGAAUCAAUUGAAAACAAUCUUAGAUAUCACUUAAGUAACCAAGUCUUUAAAUUGUCCAGCUUGUUUUAUCAAAUGGAACGAAAACGAAACGAAGAUGCUCUUGAAGAUUAUUCCAUAUCUCAGGUUUCCUUAGACGAAUUGUUCAUGAUACUAAAUAAUGAGGAAGAAAGAGCCGUCAUCGAUUUUAACUCUUCAAACUCCGAUGACGAGGAGAAUGUCGAAUUUGAAAUUAAAGUUACAUCGCCGGAAAAACAAGAAAGGAAAAAUAUUAAAAAAGAAGCUAAGCUGAAAGAGAAGAGAAAAAAAGACAGGCAAAAACGAAAGGAACAAGCAAAGAAUAAAAGACCAGCAACUACCUCAGAAAGUUCUGAUAGUGAUGAAUUUAUACCAGAUAAAGGUAAAAACGCAAGGAAAUAAAGGUUAUAGCCAACGACCUGCCCUAAAACAACAGUGGGAAAAGUGGAGCAGUCGACCGUAUUUGUAUUCAUUAAGGAAUUUCCGCAAGUUUUCCCGCUUUUCUCUUUGCCAACACCCCUCCUUCGACCCAGCAUUUUGAGUUUUUUCGGUGUGCCUGGCUGCGUUCCGAGGGCAAUGGUUGAUUAAAAUGUCAAAUGCCUUGCAUAUUUUAAAUGCCAUUGCGUCAACCCCAGAGGAAAAUUCAUCCGAAAAUUCUGACUCAAGCUGAAAGCCACCCAAGGUCCAUACAACGGGGCAAUUAAGGAUAAGAGGACCUCAGCUCAAAACCAAGGACGAUUUCCAGAAUAAGAAUUGCGCACAUUUAAUGGCUUGCAGUCUUGGUGAUUUCACGUCUUUAGAAAUUACACAUAUGGUUGCUACAUCGUUUUUGAAAUUUAAACUUUAAUCUUGAUUUUUUUUUACCAAUUUUCAUGUCAGUCAACAGAGAAAACAUCAAUUAAAAACGUUUUUCAUUAUGUAAACAAGGUAAAAUAAGGACAAAACUGUAAGAAAACGUUAAUUAAAUGCAAAUAUUUUUCAAACCUUAAACUUAUACCUUUCAACCUCUAAAUUUGUUGAUCCCUUAUUUAAUAUUAUUUUACAUUCGCCAUAAGUUAAAGCCUUUGGAUAUUACCUGAAACGAUAAAAAGAAAAACAUUGAAGAUAAAUAAGAUUAGUUGCAUUGAAGGAGUGCAUACUAAAAUAGUUGAUGCUAAACAAGAA